CUUCAAGACAUAAAAUUUUAUACCUAUUUAUUUGCUGCGUUUUAUAUUAAAUUCCUUAUUAUAAGCUAAUCUGAAAGCGAAAUGCAAUUUAAUCAAGAUGUACUGUUUUAUAACGUGUCACCGUAACUUUUACUGAAAGUGAUGGGGUCUAUGUCAGUGAAAUAGUAAUUAGUACAUUAAUAAUGAGAACGUUUCAUUAUUGUGCACUAGAUUUUUACGCUGUAAAUUAAAGGAUGGAUUCAAAUUUUUCUUUUUUUAGUUUACCCUUCGUAGAUUCGGAGCAGUCGGAGUUAGGUAUAAGCAAAAGGGAGAUAGACUGUAACCUUGAUAUUCAUAACAGUUUGACGACUAGUGGCGCAUUAUUAGGUGGAGAUGAUGUUCUCGCUCAGUUCCUUACUGACGGCCCCUUGGAGGAACCUGACCUCAAUGGACCGACGACCUUACAUUGCGAAAUUUGUAAGAAGAAAUUUGACAACGCAAAAAAGUAUUACGGUCAUUUACGAGUCCAUUCAAAAGACAAUCUUUGGAUAUGUGAUAAGUGUCCAGACCAGAAAUUUUCAAUCAAGCAAAACUUGAUGAAGCAUAUAUUAAUACACAAGCCAUUAGCCAAGGUUUGGAAAUGUCCGCAGUGCACUAUGGUAUUUGAUUCUUUGUGGCGUCUUCAGCAACAUUUAUUUGCUAAACACCUUGAUUACAGACCUCAUAAAUGUGAUAUAUGUGAAAAAUCAUUUCAUAAGAUGUCAGACUUAAAAAAACAUAAAGAUGUACAUGAAGGUGUUUCUAGAUAUGAAUGUUCAAGAUGUCAAAGAAAGUUUAAGGAUUCAUCUAAUUUAAAGAGGCACAUGCUGAGACAUACCAAUAUAAAACCAUAUAAAUGCUCUGGUUGCCAGAAUUCAUUUAAACAGAUAGCAUCACUGAAACGCCAUCAAAACAAUUGUUCCUUAUAUUUUAAUGCAAAUGUGGACAGGACAACUAGAAAAAAUUAUUGCAGAGAAUGUGGAAUGACAUUUCAAUACAAAAGUGCAUUGCUGGAGCACUGUGUUAGGCAACACACUGAUCAAAAUACAGAAGGAACAAGUGAUCAAAACCAAAUCAAUAUUGAUGCAAACAGAACUGUUGAUAAUAUUGUAGAUGACAUUCUGUCUGCAGAAGAUGAUUAUAUGACCAUGACAACUGGCCAUGAAAUGUUGAACAAUUUCAAUCCCCCUAUCCAGAACUUCACUGAUACAAACUUAGAUGACAAUUUAAUGCAAAUAGAAUUCCUCAAAGAUAUGAACCAACUACACACAUUGGAUGAUGAAUUUCUGUACAACGAUUUGGAUUUUGAUAGCUUUCAAAAUGGUCAAAUUUUCAACAUGAACCCUGAAGAUCUUGAUUACAAUUGCGAUAAUUCCGAAAUAUUUGAUUACAUGAAUGGUGGGAAAACUAUUGAUCAUGAUAUAAUGAAUGCUUUAUGUCAAGGUAAACCUGAACAUCUAACGGAUGAAUUAUUUAAUUUAAACACAUUUGUGGAAAAACCACCAGAGCCUCUUCCAAAUACAUUGACAGAUGAAUGUGCAACUAUUUUCGAAAGUGACGUAGACCUGGAAGCUAGCACGAAUUUAGCUGCAAAUUUGAACCAGUUAAUAGGAGAAAACAGUGUGCAAUAUAUAUCUACAGAAGAUGAUGAUACGUUCAUAAUAAGUUUAAACAGUGAGAUAGAUGCAGAAAAAUUAACAGAUAUGCUGAAUAUUGGGGUUGAAUGUGUUGAAAAUGAUGAAGAUUAUGAAUAUGAUUUAAAUACUGGUGAUGAUAAUAAAAGUCGCAGUCUUUUAGAUAAUAUAGUGCCAGUUAUUUUGAGAGUAACAUCAGUGAACCCAACACCUGCACUUACUGAGAAUGAAAAUAAGAUAGAUGAAAAGAAAGAUAAGAAUAGCAGUAAAUCUAAUGCCAAAAGUAAAAAGAACAGUGUCUAUGUUUGCACUACUUGCAAUAAAGUAUUCAAUAAAAAAGAUAAUUAUAGAUCUCACAUCGCAAUCCACGAACCAUCUCUCCGCCGUCACCGGUGUGAACUGUGCGGCGAGCGGUUCGGCUACCGCUCCACUCUGAACAAGCAUCGAGCUGCUGCUCACGAACCCAGGACACUGCCGGCACACGCUUGUCCACAUUGUGAACAACACUUCUCAGCUAAUUGGAAGUUAAAACACCACAUUGAGCGUGACCACGAGCGGCAGACACGCUACGAGUGUGACUUCAAAGACUGCGGCAAGAAGUUCUUCAAGAAAUGCGAUCUCGUUGUACAUAAAAGAUACCACACUGGCGAGAGGCCAUAUUCGUGCGACAUUUGCAAGCAGAGUUUCCCGCACGUUUCGCACCUAAAGAGACACGUUCGAAGUGUCGAUUGUACGAAAAGGAUUCGAAAGAAAUACAAAUAACCAACGCUUGUAUGAAAAACGAAAAAGCAUGGUUACUUAACAUUAAGUUUUACAAGUUAUAAAAUUAUAUGUUACCUAUUUAUAUAAGUUAAGAGAUAAGAAAUAAAUUAUUGAAAAAUAUAA
Messenger RNA from Colias croceus (clouded yellow), 2537 nucleotides. Its product is annotated as gastrula zinc finger protein xFG20-1-like. Lineage: Eukaryota; Metazoa; Arthropoda; Insecta; Lepidoptera; Pieridae. The record is from RefSeq and is a predicted model, not a curated record. Bases 234 to 2414 code for a protein of 726 amino acids. The transcript has 11 exons. Gene Ontology annotation, molecular function: DNA-binding transcription factor activity; RNA polymerase II cis-regulatory region sequence-specific DNA binding. Gene Ontology annotation, biological process: regulation of transcription by RNA polymerase II.